AUCGGGGUUAGGUGUAAGGGUUAGGGUUAGGGAUUGAGUUGGAUAUGCAACUGAUGUAUGUGUUAACAAACGCAUUCCGUGGGUGAAAUCCUGCUAUCGUUAGAAAACGUGGAAGCUCGGCUGACUAAGACUUGUCCAUAGAAAAGACUAUGGACGUGAACGUAACGGAGGGUUGGAACGGCAGCACGGCGCCAUGGACAGUCACCCCGCUCGGGGAGGGGGCCAGCCCCCUUCUCCUGCCCUACGAGAGCUUCCUUGCGGUCACGGCGGUGCUGACCAUCUACGGUGUCGGCGGGAUCGUGUCCAACUCCGCCGUGCUGCUGAUGUUCUGGCGGUACCCGACGCUCCGGACGCCGUUCAACAUGCUGCUGUUAAACCUGUGCUUAGGCGGGCUGAUCGUGUCUAUGGCCGGCAUCCCCUUCUCCCUGUCCUCCAGCAUCCACGGGCGCUGGAUCUGGGGCCGCAGCGGCUGCGUCUACUACGGCUUCACCAACAGUUUCUGUGGUAUCCUCUCCAUGAUCACACUGACGGUGAUCGCCUACCAGCGCUACAAGAUCACCGUGAGGCUCCCUGGCGGCCCCAAUCUGAAGUACAGCGAUGUCACCAAGGCCAUUGCCUUCGUCUGGAUCUACUCCCUGUUCUGGACGGCACCACCGCUCUUCGGGUGGAGCAGCUAUCAGCUGGAGGGACCGAGGAUCGGCUGCUCCGUGGACUGGGCCUCCGGCACCGUCAACGACAUCUCCUACAUCAUGGCGUUCUUCGUGUCGUGCCUCAUCCUGCCGCUAGGCGUCAUCGCGGUGUGCUACAUCAGACUCUGGCAGCACAUACACAAACGUGCAGGCCAGCAGCAGAACAAGAAUUCCGCCACGUCUAAAGCCGAGGGUCGGAUCGGGCUGAUGGUGGUGGUGCUGAUCACGUGUUUCCUGAUCUGCUGGCUGCCGUACGGGCUCGUGGCCCUGGUCGUCACCUUCGGGGAGCCUCGGCUCAUCACCCCGACCUCCGCCAUCGUCUGCACGCUCAUGGCCAAGUCCAGCGUCAUGUGGAACCCCAUCAUCUAUGUCGCCAUGAACAAGCAGUUCGGAAGGCACCUGGUGGCCCUUCUCCGCUGCCUGCGAGACGCCGAGACUACUCCACAACCCACUCCAGUGUGAUCCUCACUUUUCGGCAUAAGGACUUCCCGGUUUAAUAACCUGGCCCACAAAGUUGAACAGCCCCCCUCCCCCCUCUCCCAACAAUAAACGCCAGGGUCCAUGGAAAAGCGCGAAGGAUGUUGGGAGUCACAACUUUUCUCUUAGAAAUGCGAGGCAAUAUUAAACAAGAUCGUUCACUGAUGAGUACGCAUGGGCACCGACAUGACUUGUAGGUAAUAUGUGAUGGCUUCUCUCUCCUCUCGAUUUGCGUGAUUUGCGUAAUAGUGUCCAGACGUGUUUUGUUUAUGUUUCACGGGUCUUCACCUUUGACAUAUUACCCACAAUUCAUGUCAUUACGCAUGCGUAAUCGUAAUGGAGAAAUACCUCAUAGUCAUCUUUGAUACAAUGUGACAAUCAAUUACUAGGUGGCUCAAUUUGAGUUGCCUUUCACCAAAUGGCAUAGCAAUAAUUCCACAGACAACAUGGCAGCUUGAGUUAGGAAUACAUUAUACCUUUCUUGCCUGCACAUGUGCGAACAUCUGUUUGACUGAACAUGUUACUAUGCUAGUAUUUCGUCACUGAUUGUCACAAGAUAGACCGACAAUGUUGUUCCGAUGUUGCUCUUUUAAUCCAUGAAAGCUCUAAAUCUACAUAGCAGGACCUCACACUGCCAACAUCUCCGUCUCCUGACCCCCUCCUCUCUAGUCAUGCACAGUUAGCCUUAGGCAUGCCUAAAACUAUUGCAGUGACUCUGUCACACUGAUAAACUGAACCCUUUAUGAAUCACAUACAAUAUAGCAGUUACCCCUGUUCCUACAGACUAUUAUAUAAACCUGAAAUGCUCUCUCACACAUCACGUGUCGUUUGCACAAAGCACAUUGCUGAUGAAUGCAUCUAGCUCAAAUGCCUAUAAAAAAGUAUAUGAUUAUUCUAGAAACGUUUGUUCUUUUGUAAACCUUUUGAAAAAAAAUGAAUUUUAGCGACACCUAGUAAACAUGCCGUGUAUGUUCCAACUAUAGGAAGAAUCUAUGUCGAUAUACAAAUUGUAUCUGGUUGUAAUGAGACAAAUGUUGCAAAAAGUUCGCUGGCUAAAAUAUUGCCUUGCGCUUUUGAGAAUAUACUGCGCGCUACCAAUGCAUGCAAUAUGAAUGUGCUUUAAUAGAUUUAUUUUAAUCAGCCUACAAUUAACAGCAAUAAAUUGUGAUACACGAAUAUCGUGCUCGAAGAUAAAGACAGCAUAUGAUACCAAUAUUUACACAACAAAAGGAGAGCGACUUUCGUAAGAUCUACUACAAAUUUCUAUAAAGUAUUAUACAAUGAAUUACAUAUAUGAGUGUCUAGUAUACGAAUGAGUAUCAAUAUAUCAGCAUGUUGAGUCUUGAGAAUCAUUUACGUUAUACAUCAUUGGCUUUAAGGUCUAAGCAUUCUUUGAUAUAUUUGUACACCGUAAGGGUUAUCAGCUCCUAGGAUAUAGUUGAAUUUAUCUAGCGAACAGAAAGUAUCAAAUUCUUUCGA
Molecule: messenger RNA, 2645 nt
Organism: Branchiostoma floridae (Florida lancelet)
Lineage: Eukaryota; Metazoa; Chordata; Leptocardii; Amphioxiformes; Branchiostomatidae
Product: opsin-3-like
Exons: 4
Coding region: 150-1151 (333 amino acids)
Biological process (GO): visual perception; G protein-coupled receptor signaling pathway
Cellular component (GO): membrane; photoreceptor outer segment
Molecular function (GO): G protein-coupled receptor activity
Source: RefSeq, a predicted model, not a curated record